Ceraceosorus guamensis is the source of this 350-nucleotide messenger RNA. RefSeq lists its product as hypothetical. Bases 1 to 348 code for a protein of 115 amino acids. The record is from RefSeq and is a predicted model, not a curated record. The transcript has 3 exons. Lineage: Eukaryota; Fungi; Basidiomycota; Exobasidiomycetes; Ceraceosorales; Ceraceosoraceae.
AUGGCCGACACCAUCGACAACAAAUUCCCCAACCCCUUUUCCAACCCAGGUCCGGAGCCGAGCGCAGAAAAUCCAGGAGGCGUGCAUCCUCACACGCAGCACAAUCAAGCCGAUCCCAACCUUCGUCGAGAGGUGGGCGAUUCCAUAGGUCGAAGCGUGGAGAACACGUUUGCAUUGGGAGAGAAGCUGAACAAGUUGGAGAGCGUGUUGGAUGAGGUGAUUGGCAUGUUCGAAGCGGAGAGGGAGACGCUAGGAAGAGAGGGAGAUUUCAAAAAGGGAAAAGAAGGCAUCGAACUGUUCAAAUCCUGGAAACACGAGCUAGAGCGCAUCAAGCGCGGCAUCGAUUGAGU